Molecule: messenger RNA, 7575 nt
Organism: Cyclospora cayetanensis
Lineage: Eukaryota; Apicomplexa; Conoidasida; Eucoccidiorida; Eimeriidae
Exons: 18
Coding region: 1-7575 (2524 amino acids)
Source: RefSeq, a predicted model, not a curated record
AUGUCGGAUGAAGGUGAGUUUUCGACCGAUUCUGAAACGCACAGGCGCGGCCGCAGGGCAAGCACGGAUAGCAGCAGCAGCGAAAGCAGCAGCAGCGAAAACGGCAGCGAAAACGGCAGCGAAAACUCUCAAGACGAUAAAAGGAGCGAUAUCUCCGAAGACGAUGAGGAUUUCCUGCAGCACGGGCAGGAACGGGUAAGCCAUCUAACACCCUCUAGACGUCAUUAUGCGACUUUCUCUCUGCAGGCUUCUGAUGCGGAAGAAUUCUUGUGGGGUCGCUCCACUGCGACAGCUGCUCCGGAUGACGCAGCCGCCAGUGAUGGCGAGUUGUUCGACGAGGCCGAUUACUUGAGGGGGGAGCCAGGGGCCUCUCGAGGUUCUGCGAACGCAGGAGCGACGAACUUACGCGGAGUGCGACCAACUCCAGCAGCAAGCGCCGCAGCGGCAGCAAAGGCCGUGCUGCAGCAGCAACGUCAUCACGAUGCCGCCCUCUUUGACGAAGAGGCUCCUCCUUUCCUCCGUCCCGUGCUGCUGCAUGACGCAGCUGCGCGUCUCCGCAAGCAGCAGCUGAUCCUUGCUGCCCUCAAUGAUCUGGCUCACACGGAAGUGCGACACGACGCAGCAGCAGCAGCAGCAGCGGCUGCUGCCGCCUUAAGCGCAGUAGCAGGUGGGAACGAAGCUGGUCCUGACAAGCCGCUGCAGCAGCAAAACUGGCAGACUGGACUCCCCAGCCAGAAUUCGGAGGCUUCAGAUUCGCCGCAGUUGCAUCGCCAAGAGCAACAAGAACAACAAGAGCGAGAGAAACAGCAAGGGCAGCAAGAACAACAGCAAGGGCAGCAAGAGCAGCAGUUCCAGAAGGCACUGCUGCAGCAACAGAAUCCCAAACUUGCUAGAAUCAUGCAGAGUGUCUUCGGCAAAAAGAAGCCUGUAGGGCGCUUCGGACCAUUUGUGCAGCAGAUUUCUGACCAGCAGCAAGCUUCCUCAAGAGCAUCGGGAGAGGAAAAGGCAUCGGGGAUGCAGCCGCGCGAAGGCAGUAGCGUUGCUCGAGCAGCUGGAGCGGUGGCCGCUACGGAUCACGUUUCUACUGUGGAGCUCAGCAUCUCGCCUAUGGCUGUGAGGAACCUCAAGGAUGCGAAUUUGCUGCUAAAACGUGAGGGCUGUAGCGGCGAUGGGACUAAGCAGCAGCAGUACCUUUACGAGAUAGAAGACGGCCAUCUUGCCUACCAACACCCCAGGUUCUGCAUCUUUGCGAUUUUCGAGAAGGACCUUGUGCUGCGGUGCUUGUCGCCGCUGUGGCAGCGGCUCUGCAGUCUUUACGAUGAGGCUGAAGCGGGCAGCGAAGAGCAGCAGCAACAGUACUUGCUCCUCCUGCAGCUGCUGCGGUGUCUCAGCUCCCUUGCGUGCCCUCCUCCAGACGAGUGGAUCAAGUUUUGGCUGAAAUUUUCCGCAGUCCUUGACUCGGGGAAAACAUGGAAGCGCAGGGUGCAGGAUGCAGAGGCUGUGGAUAAGGAUGCGGCGGGAAAAGACAGGUUGCAAGGCCUUAGUUCUGAAGAGCAGCAGGCAGCACAAGACCUCAUUGAGGAAGAACGGCGCAAGCGAAGUCACAUUAAAACAAAAGAAGCGCUGACAUGCGGCCGAUUGUGGCUGCUCCUCGCCAAGUUUUACUUUGAUCAAACUCUUCUUCUGGAGCGAAAAGGCCGCAACACUCCGCUGCAGCAGGAGAUAGAAGAGCUCAAAGCUCGGCAGGACGCGCUGUAUACGCGGGAGAAGCUGCUUAAGGACCAGUUGACGGCUACGCACGAGGAUGAGGCAGACGUUCUAGAGGAAUCUCCCGUGGCAGCAGACACCGCCGAGGAACGACAGCCCUCAGGCCGCCUCCGAAGGGGUGGAGUUGCAGAAAUCCAGCGUUUGAGGGCCUCCCUCCGAACCGAGUUGGAGGCUUUAAAGGAAGAGCUCUUUGCUGUCACUGAGGCCAUCGCUUCAGCGAAUCGUCGGCUUCGCGACUUGGUGGAUCGUGCAAAGGCAGCAGUUGCAAGCGUGCAACACUUUGUGUGUGCUGCUCUGGAGCUGCCUGCUGCUUCUACAGCGGCAGCCAUGGGGGGCAACCCUCCGUACGUCGCUGCGCAGAAGCAGCUGAGGCUUGUGAAAUCCAUGCUGCAACACGGCGUGCAGAGCAAGCGCGGGAGCAUACUGCAGCUGCUGCUCCAGGACGUGCAGCACCUACUGUUCGCUGAGAUGCAGCGUCAGUUUGACUUGGAGGGCAGCAGCUACGUGUCUGCGGCACGGCGGGCUGCUGCGGCCGAAGGUGCAGACGGCGUUGCAGAAUUCAAUGGCGGCAGCAGUGCGGGAGCGGAGGGCAAGGCGCUGGGAAGUUGGAGUGUCACGUCUGUCCACAACGACUUGAUGCAGAAGAUCUGGAGGGUUCUGCGAACUUUCCAUGCCCUGGCAGCAAGUCUGCCGCCGCUGCAGCUUGCUGUGUUUCUUGCGCAAAAUCAGCAGGAGCUUCAACGCAUUCUGAAGAAAAGGGGGGGGGAGACGAGGGGACCACCGCGUGGUAGUAGUGGCGGCAGCGGGGUGAGCGACACCCUUAACAGUGCGAGAAGGACGAAAGAUAGCCGCAUCCUGGAGGGCACGCAUAGCCGUCCUGAAUCCUUCCUCGCGCCGUGCGUUUCUCUGCGAGAGCACGAGCAGCUGAAGCAGCAGCAGCUGCUCGAGCUCGGGAGGCAAGACCCUCUCAGGGCACGCCAGCUGCAGCAGCAGCAACGGAAGGUGGAGUUAGAUAAGCAGCGUCAGCGCGGCGUGCAGCAUCUUCCGUUCCUGCAGCCUCAGAAGACGCUGAACUAUCCGCGUCUCUUCGGCCACACGGAUGUGCUUCUCCUGCCGUUUGAUUUGGAGGGUGACGUGAUGCAUCAGGGCGCCGAGGGAGGAGAGGACUCUUCUGCAGGGGCAGCACCUGCGAGAGGAGUGGGAAUGUGCAGUUCUAAGGAUCUGAGCGGCAGCUUCUGCAGUGGCGACUGGCUCUACGUUGGGGGCGAACCCUUGCUGCACACAUCCAAAGCUCAGGAGGUUCAUCAGUUGAUUUCUGGAUACAUUGGUAUUUCCGCGACUUUCGCUACCCCCAUAGACCCUCAGACGCACGAAAACGCGCUGUACACGGGACGGCACUACUCCUUCGCGUUUCUUAUCGAGGCUGCGCUCAAGGAUAAACUCCGACAGGUCGAUGCAGAUCACCACAAACCAUGGGAUGCAGAGCUCCUCCUGAAUUUGAUUGCGUGGAUCUUCGCGUUCCACGUUCGCUUCUUCUCGGCCUCGAACGUCCUUAGACAGCAGGCACGCGCGAUGCAGCAGCAGGAAAAGAAGAAGCAAGCACAGCAGCAGCAGCAGCAAGGAGACGACUUAGCUGCAUGGCAGCGCCGUUGGGCACGACAGCUCGAUGAGAGCCAAGACCAGCCACCUCCGCCGCAACAGGCGGAAGAGGCGGACGAAAUUCAGCUGCUUGACAGAAUAGAUAUGAUUUUCUGUAUGCAGGGUUACGAUACACUGCUAAUCCACGAAUUCUUGCUGGAAUGCAUGCAGCAGUCCGUGAGAGUGGAGCGGCUAAAGCACAGCAGUACCAGCCUGUGUGUUGCAGCGCUGCGGUGUCUGAGGCAGCUGCUGCGGAUGAUGGAAGUGCAUGCGCAAAGCCGCGCAGCGGAGAUCCGCUCUGCAGUGCAGCAGCAGUUUGAGCGGUGGAUUGGCAGUGGAAUUGUGUCUGAUCUCUCGUACGCCUUGCGGAGGUACAAGCCAAGGUCAACAGAUCCGAAUGUCUUUCUCUUUGCCGCGGAGUGUGCCCUCUCGCUGCUAUCUCUGAUGCAGCAGCUCGGCGGCGUUGUGUCUGCCAGCGUGGACGGCUUCAAGACUCGGAAGUCGCGGAAGACGGGGGGGGCUGCAGCUACGGCCUUAUGGGAUGAAGAUGAUUUCCAGCAGUCACAGCAGCACCGCACUCGCCAGGUGACCAUAGAUGAUAUCCGCAGCGACUUCUUCCGAGGAGACAUCCUCAGUAACUGCAUGGCCUUUGUGAGCCGCUAUUCAUCGAAUCCGUUCUCCGUGAAUUCGGGCAUGGUGGCCUUCAUGCAGGAGCUUAUGGAGUACAGAGGGAAGCCAAACGAGAAUGUUGCGAUUUUCUUUGAUUUAAGUCAUUUCUUGGUGUUUCAACGACUGCUCAACGAUCCGCAGGUGACGGUGAAUCCGCGGCUGUCUUUCUUAGGAGAUUUCGCGGCUUGGGCCGUUCGCGGCUUCUUUCGCCUCUGGAGGAGCAACCAACUCCUCCCGAUUGAGCUGCUGUUCAGCAAGCAGCGCGCUCCGCAGACGCUGACGACCUGCAGAGCUGUCGGUACAGCUGGCGUCGAGGACGCCGAAAAUGGACGGACGGCGAACGCAGCAGCCGCAGAAGACGUGGUAAUGACACAGCACGACUUCUGGUGCCCAGCUUCGCUGCCUGCCCUCCAAUCUCUGUGCUCCAACUACCAGCGAGGCACUGACGCGAAGGUGCAGCAGCAGAUGCAGCAGCUCCCACACCUAGAGCCGGAGGAGGCACUCAAGCUCGCGGCAGACGAGGCAGCGGCCGCGCACGGAGGACAGAGUGCUGUAUGGAGCGGCGGUGUAUGGACUCACGAAGAAGAUUGCAUGCUGAUGCAAUACUUUGAGCAGUUCAGAGGUGUCAGAGAUUACUAUACGUACAUCGCCGAUCUCAUGGGGAGACACCCGAAGGCUGUCCGAAAGAGGCUUCAGCAUCUGCGAGGGAGAGAUCAGGAUAAUUGCGAUGAGCCUGAGGCUGCUGACGAGGAAGAUCCGAACGGUAGCAGCCCUCAUGGACUCGGUAAAGACGGAGAGCGAGGAGAGGAAGGCCAUGACGAUUCUGUGGGCCUUUCAUCUGCCCUUACAGCUGCCGUUUUCGCCUUUAGGAAGAAGGAUUGGAGGGCGUACUGUGCAGAGGCAGGAGAUGUCGAGGCUGAUUUGCGUUCAAGCGUGACAUACGUUCCUGAAAAGCUGCUGCACGGAGUGGCAUCUGCCUUAAGGGAUGCAUGCCGUCUGCAGAGGCAGCUGGAGGAGAUGCAUAGCUUGAGCGGCGGCUCAGCGUCAGCUCAACAAGAGGAAAUCCAUGUAGAGGAGCCAGCAGAAGCCCCAAUGGCAGUCCUAGACAGCCCACAAUUUAAGGCGCUCAUGGAAGCUCUCAGUUGCACGAGAAAGGCAGACAGCACUUCCUGGUGCCUCCGUCGAGAUCGCCAGAACGAGCUUAUCGCUGCUACCGUUGAGCGCUUGGAGGUGCUCGCAUCUCGAGAGCUGAAAGACUUGGAAGCAGAGCAACAGCGCCACCAGCAGCGAAGCAAGGAGAAGCAUAAGCAGCACAAGAAACGGAGUGGCGGCUUCUCCUUCCGCAGUGCUGCCCUUGCGGGGGGUCUCAUCGACUUCCAGCGCCGCCUGCUGGAGCUGGGGGCAGCAGCAGAGUCUCAAGCAGCAGGCGCCGCUACCGGCCUCUUUGCUGAUGACGCGAGCAGCUGGGAGUCGGAGGCUGCGACAGCGGCAGCGACGCAACUGAGGGAACCGAAGGAGGCUUUGGCUGCGCUAGUCGGCGCAUUCAAGAAGCUUCUGCAGCAGCUAGAAGGCGAGGCGCCUCCACACGAAGAAGACAAGCAGCAGCAAGGGGAGGAUAGCGCGGAGGAACGCCGCCUGCUCAAGCUAGAAGGGUUGACGUGGUUUACAGGCCUCCAAAAAGAAAGGUCGUUGAGAAGAUUGCUGUGGCUUAUGGGGAUGGAGUGCUCUGACGGAGAGGCUCGCUGGCAGCUGCCUAAAAGCGUUUCGGCAGCGACGUGGAAGGAUAGACUGCAGGUCUUUGAGGCCAUGCAUACGCGAGAUUUAGACGAUCUCGAGAUGCUUGUUGAGGAUGUACGACCCCGACAUGCUGAUGCUGGGACGAAUCACCCGAACCGAGACAGGGAAAGAGAUCGGAACGGCAUGAGAGAAGGGCAUGCUUCACGCAAGAAAACGCACAGCAAGCACAAAUCUAAAGACAAAGGAUCCUCAAGGCCCGUCGAUCAGCCUUUGCGCAUCAAGACGUAUCCUCCGAAGCCUACGCCCCAGCAACAGCUUGUGUUGGUGCAGAAGCUGCUGCAGUGGCGCCGCUUUAUCGAGGGGGGAGAGAUGGGGGAAGUGGUUGGUGCCGACGAGCAGCUCCUGCGGCUCAUAAGCUGUCUAGACACCUGGCUAGGCCGACGCGCAGCAGCAGCAGCAGACGCAGUAGCGGCUUGCGAACAGGCUGAUGAGGCAGCAGCAGCAGCAGCGGCAGCAGACGCUGAGCGUGAAGUAGGCAACUUGGUCGUAACACAGCAUGGCGAAGCAGGCGAUGAAGAACACGCUUUACUCGGAUCUGAAUCGCAUGAAAGCCUUCCAGUUGAAGCCAUUGGACGCGGCCGUCUCCCUACAACGCUUGAGGCCCUCUGGGUGUGCGCUGCUUUGGGGGGGCAGCCAACCGUAGGAAGUGACAACAAACGGUGGAUAUGGCUAGCAGAUCCUUGCCACCUUCCCGCUUCGUGGCUUCGAAGACAGCUCAAGCUGAUACUGCGGGCUCUCUCGGAUCCGCGGCUGAGCAGCGCGUCUGCGCUGCAGGAAGAAGCCGACGCCCUUGCGGAGAUUGUGCAGCAGCAGCAGCAGAAUGAAGAGCGGCAGCGAAAAGAGGAGGAGAAGAGGCACAGGCAGCAGCAGCAACAGGAAGAGGAGCAGAAGAGGCAGCGUAGAAAGGAGCAGCGCAGGCGGAAACGAAAGCAGCAAGAGGAGACUGAGGAAGAGAAGGAGGACAGUGAGCCUGAGAGGGCCGAGGCACCAGAGCCUCCCCCUAGCGACGAGUCAUCGCUUGCUGGCAAUGAGGAGAUCAGCGAUGCUUCUGAGUCGCUUGAAUCACGACGCACGCCCAAACAAACCCUCAGGGGGAGGAGGCGUUCCCGAGUUGCAUCCCCCGAAUCCUCACCCAUGAGGCCCCAGCCAACCGAAGAGACAGCAGAGGCGCACCCCAAAGUCUCUACAGGAGACGCACCAGGGACGUCCACCUCUGCAUCAGCGGCAGCAGCAGAGGCACAAGCGGCGCAAACGGCAGCAGAGGAGGAAGAGGCUGAUGCCUUCGCCGCGUGGAUCAGAGACACUGUAGAGCGCCCCGAGGGCCGAUCUUCCGCUGCCGCUGGAGAGCUGCCUCAGGCGCUGCAGAAGUUCAUUGCAGAAACGGAGAAGGAAGAGCAGCAUCUGCCGCUGCAGCUGAUGGAGGGCGUUGUUUGUGAGAGAGCUGGAUCAGCGCGAGAUGCACAGCUACCAGCCGCAGCAGAGGCAGGAGGCGAAGCGGAGGAAGAGGGCCACAGGAUCAAGCGAGCCCGCAAAAUCCCCAGCCGGGUGGCUUUGAAAGCACUCUUAGACGACUGCUGCCGCGUCGCUGCAGCAGGGGAGCAGAAGCAGAGAGCCAUGGAGGAGGAGGCGCUUGCGGAUCUUCUGCCGGCAAAUAAAUUCGUUGGAGGUGGUACUGCCCUCAGUCACCUGUUGCUGGAGUCCUAG